Messenger RNA from Danio aesculapii, 4367 nucleotides. It is a transcript of the gene erap2, whose product is annotated as endoplasmic reticulum aminopeptidase 2. Gene Ontology annotation, biological process: proteolysis; peptide catabolic process. NCBI's taxonomy places the organism in Eukaryota, Metazoa, Chordata, Actinopteri, Cypriniformes, Danionidae. Bases 236 to 3043 code for a protein of 935 amino acids. Gene Ontology annotation, cellular component: cytoplasm. Gene Ontology annotation, molecular function: zinc ion binding; metalloaminopeptidase activity; peptide binding. The transcript has 19 exons. The record is from RefSeq and is a predicted model, not a curated record.
UGGAGGUCAGUCCUCUGUUCUCUGGCUCGCGUUGUCCACUGAAUGCAGACACUCAGUCUGAGUCUGACAGUGCCAUCCACUGCCGCGGCUGCUGCUGCGAACCAGGAACUGUGGGCAGGACAAGUGAAAGGGAAAAUGAAAGCAUCGACACAAUGAUCCAGCUGAAAUUCAGGUUACAGUGACUACCAUCCAACCAUAAGUAUCUAUACCAAACAUUGACUACAAGUUAUUUUUCAUGAUGCAUCUGCUGUUUUUAAUCCUGCUGUUUUUGGAGUCACUCUGUCAUAUCCAGUCCUCUGAAAGCAAUAGUCCAGCUGGUGAUAACCUGGCCACAGACGGCCUACCUUUCCCAUGGAGUAAAGUGCGUCUGCCAAACUACAUAGUGCCAGUACACUAUCAUCUUCUCAUCCAUCCCAAUCUGACCACACUGAGCUUCAGUGGAUCCGUCAAGAUUGAAAUCGAUGUGAAAAACAACACAAACUGGGUGGUGCUGCACAGCAAGAACCUGAAGAUCUACACCGCCACUGUUCUUGACGAGCAUGAAGUCCAUCUGUCAGACAAAACACUGUCUGUUCUCGAGUAUCCUCUACACGAGCAGAUUGCCAUCUUCUCCCCAAAGAUCCUCACUUCUGGGGAAAAAUAUUUCUUGUAUCUGGAGUUUGGCGCACCGCUGAGUGAUGGCUUCUAUGGCUUUUAUAAGAGCACAUACAGGACCAAAUCAGGAGAGACAAGAGUCUUGGCAUCCACCCACUUUGAACCUACAUCUGCCCGGAUGGCGCUGCCUUGUUUUGAUGAGCCCGUUUUCAAAGCUAAUUACACUGUCAGAAUAAGAAGAGGCCCAUCACAUAUUGCUUUAUCGAACAUGCCUUUAGAACAAACUGUAGAAAUCAGCAACGGUCUGUUUGAAGACCACUUUGAAGCGAGUGUGAAAAUGAGUUCAUACCUGUUGGCUUUCAUCGUCUGCGACUUUAUGUCUGUUAGUGGAUUAACUGCUACCGGAAUUAAUAUUUCUAUUUACGCAGUUCCAGAGAAAUGGCACCAGACACACUAUGCUCUGGAGGCUGCUUUGAGGCUUUUGGAGUUUUAUGAACAAUAUUUCAACAUACUUUAUCCACUGCCAAAACUGGAUUUGAUAGCUAUCCCAGAUUUCCAGUCAGGCGCGAUGGAGAACUGGGGUUUGACAACUUACAGAGAGACGUCACUCCUGUAUGAUCCUGACAUCUCAUCAGCCUCCGAUAAGCUCUGGGUUACAAUGGUGAUAGGACAUGAACUGGCACAUCAGUGGUUCGGGAACCUGGUGACGAUGGAUUGGUGGAAUGACAUAUGGCUGAAUGAAGGCUUUGCCCGCUAUAUGGAAUCUGUGUCCGUGGAGGCAGUUUAUCCAGAGCUUAAAGUUGAGGACCACUUUCUGGACACCUGCUUUGGAGCUAUUGGGCGGGAUUCUCUAAAUUCAUCCAGGCCAAUUUCCAGUUUAGCUGAAAAUCCAACUCAGAUCAAGGAAAUGUUUGAUACUGUGUCAUAUGAAAAGGGAGCGUGUAUUCUCCAUAUGCUGAGGCAUUUCCUGACAGAUGAAGGCUUUCAGAGUGGAAUAAUUCGAUACCUUCGGAGGUUCAGCUACAGCAAUGCCAGAAAUGAAGAUCUGUGGGACAGCCUUAUUAAAACCUGUUCUGAGGAGGAUUUUACAGCAGGAGAAUAUUGUUACAGCAGUACUCAAGCCACUAAAAAUGCGUAUCGUUUUGCUGGGGAGCAUGUUGACCUAAAGAAAAUGAUGAACACAUGGACUCUACAAAAGGGCAUACCGCUAAUCACGGUAAAGCGGCAGGGGAGAAAACUUCACAUCGGACAAGAGCGUUUCUUGAAGAUAGUGCUGCCUGAUGAUCCCUCAUGGCAUUCACUUCAGCAGGGCUACCUGUGGCACAUCCCUUUGACAUAUAAAACAAGCCACUCUGACCAUGAAGUCAAGCACAUACUGGACAAAAAAUCAGAUGUGUUGCUGCUGGAUAAACACGUUGACUGGGUGAAGCUCAACACUGACAUGAAUGGAUAUUACAUUGUUCAUUAUGAUGAGGAGGGCUGGAAUGCACUGACGGAGCUUCUGAAAGUGAACCACACCGCUCUGAGCUUCAAGGACAGAGCCAGUCUCAUUCAUAAUGCCUUCCAGCUCGUCACUGCAGGACGACUGUCUCUAGACAAAGCUUUAGAUCUGAUUGCCUACCUGAAGUCUGAGACCCACAAUGUUCCUCUACUGCAAGGCCUUGGCUAUCUGCAAUCAUUCUACAAACUCAUUGAGAAGAGAAAAAUAGCUGACGUAACUCUUAAUCUGAAGAUGUACAUCUUGCAGUAUUUCAAAGACGUGAUUGACAAGCAGUCGUGGAGCGAUGACGGUAUGGUGUCAGACCGGAGACUGCGUGAAGAAGUUCUUUCUCUCGCUUGUGAUUUUGAUUAUACACCCUGUCUGGAAAAGGCUGAACGACUCUUUGUUAGUUGGGUGAAAUCCAAUGGUACAAUCAGCCUACCUACUGAUGUGUCUGAGACAGUUUACAUGGUCGGAGCUCAGGAUGACAGCGGUUGGGUCUACCUUCUCAAACAGUAUGGCGUCUCCAUGUGUGAGACAGAGAAGAGCAAAUUUCUUUCAGCUUUAACAAGCAGCAAGGAUACCGAAAAACUGUCAAGAUUAUUGCAGCUUGGAAUGGAAGGAACAGUUAUAAAAACACAGAAUUUACCCAGUCUUAUAUACAUGGUGGCCAGAAAUCCAGUGGGUCACUUUCUAGCUUGGGAUUUUGUAAAGAAGCACUGGAAUGAACUUGUAGAAAAGUUUCCACUGGGAUCUUUUGGAAUCAGAGAAAUAAUUGUUGGCACUGUUACUCAGUUUUCAUCCGCAGAGGAGCUGAGAGAGGUUGAGAGUUUCUUCAAGUCAAUCCAAGAGCAGGUAUCUCAGCUGCGUGUCAUACAGGUGGCCACAGAAAAUGUGGAGAAGAACAUUGUGUGGCUGAAAAGAAAUCUAGAGACUAUGAGGACUUGGUUGCAGGGAAGACUCAACUAAAAUAUUCAAAUAAGACCAACAUAAACUCCACAAAACUUUUCAAGUUUUCUAUUGUUUUGCAUUUUUUUAGAUUGUGUUUUAAUUGUACUGGGUAGCGGCUGGUAUAAUGCAUGAUGUGUUUGCUUUUUUGGGGGGUUAACUUGAAUAAUGAGUUUCAGCAACAGCUAUGCAGUUUCAAAAUUUACAGGGUUUUGCAUUUGGUUUUUUCUUUGCCUCUAUUUUUGCCACAUUCAGAGCUAAUGUUAAAAGCAGACUGUUUAUUAAUUACUGCAAUCUCAAAAUCAUAAUCAUACUUUAUGAUUAUGAAAUCAUACUUGAAGACUCUAAAUAUUAUUGCACUGAAUAAUGUUUGGAAUAAAAUAAUAAAAAAAUGUUUUAUAUAACAGAUGGAAACGAAAAAGUGUUAUGAAAUUUUAACAAAUUUGUUAAUUUUUUUUAUUUGCAUAUAGACAUACACUAGAGAUUUUUCACUUAGUCUUUGCUAUAGGCUUGUUAUUAUCAAAAUUGCUUCCAUAAACUGCAAACAGUAAUGUAUUAGCAAGAGUAAUUUGAUUUGGAAUUACUUAAUAGUUAUAAUUGCAUUAUUUGACUUUAUUUUGUAAAAGUCCUCAGUUUAUGCUGUACUUCAUAGUGUCCUUUUUGGUCUUAUUUGGCCAUUCAAGUUAUAGGCCAAGUCGUUGUGCUAGAUGGGCACACCACUGCCAAGUACUGCAGAACCAUUCUGGAGGAGCAUGUGCACCCAAUGGUUUAAACAUUGUAUCCUGAAGGCAGUGCCAUGUAUCAGGAUGAUGCACCAAUACACACAGCAAGACUGUUGACCACCAGCAUCAUGUAGUGACCUAGCCACUAUUCUGCAAGAAGAAUGACCCAAACUCCCUCUGACCACUCUGAAGGACUUGUCAUUCACACUUGAUGCUUUAUUGGCCGCAAAAGGAGGCCCUACACCAUACUAAUAAAUUAUUAUACUCUAAAACCAGGCAUUCAGUUUUGUUAUCCAACCAAAGUAGUUCUAUCCUCCUGAGACCCGAAGAAUUUUUCUUUCUUAUUCUCUUUUAUAUUUGUGAAUUCCUACAUCCUCUGGGUAAAACAAUUCUACAAUUUAGAGUUUUUACAUUUUUUUUUUUUAUUUUAUUUUACAGCAUGUCCACUGUAGUGACAGGACCAUUUUAGUUCAAAACAACCGCCACUCAGACCACAAAACUGUACAGGAUAUGGCUGUAAAGGGAUAAUAAUCCAAUAUAAAUGUAACACAAACAAAACAAAAGCCAUUUAUUUCUUAUGUAAUGAAAUUCCUGAAACAGUUUAGUCUGAAAGAGAGCCGAAC